Molecule: messenger RNA, 2103 nt
Organism: Scedosporium apiospermum
Lineage: Eukaryota; Fungi; Ascomycota; Sordariomycetes; Microascales; Microascaceae
Exons: 4
Coding region: 1-2103 (700 amino acids)
Source: RefSeq, a predicted model, not a curated record
AUGUCCAGGAGGACUAGGCUGCAAUCAGAGGCCUCGCCCGCACCGCCGCUUUCGGACAACGACUCAAAGAGCAAUAGGGCAAAGGAAAGUGAGGUCCUCUUCCCGGUCGAUAAGAGCCUACCGGAUAACGAGUGGCCGACCUUCCUCCUGAAAGAUGCCGCGGUUACUAGCAUCCGCGGCAACGAAGCAAACGAGAAUUUGCUAUUAGUCGAGACGAGGGGGCCGUUCAAAGUCCAGGGUCGUCUCCUCGUCGAUUUCGAAGACAAACUCCAGAUGAGCGCAACCCGCGCUCGCCGUCCUCCCCGAAACAUAGACAUCGAAAUUACCGGCGUCCGCAUGUCGAUAGGCUGGAUUGACGGCCCGCGUAUCUGGGUAGCCAGCGACUACGGCUUCUUCGAACUCAUCCAUGCAAGCCACGAGUACGCGCCCAUGUUCAACAGCAUGAUAGAAGCUGUCACUCUGUACUACUCGGUUCAGGCCAUCUACGGUGAAGCCGAAGAGGCUGGGGAGAAGUUACAAGGCCUCGACGAAGUCCUUUUCAGAUACAUGCUCCACACAGGAGAGGCCAUAGUAAGAGAAGAGGCCAUCAACAGAUGUCACGAGCACGCUCAGUUCCUUGCGUCCCAUUUCGAAAAGGAAGAAGAGUUUCAUUGGGCUGGGAAGGAUUUUACAAAAUACAUCAAAGGCAUCUGGGUGGGUCCUUCCCCCAUUCUCCCUCUGGCCCAUCCGUUACUGUUGUACCAGCUCGGGAACAGGGAACUAAUAUCCUGGCAGAGGCAUCAAAAGAAGCACCCGGGUACUUUGCCACACCGGCCGCUUCCGUAUCUUCAACCUCCCGCCCCGCCUAACGACGAACAACAGGCGCACAAGCCUUCCCGGGCUAGGUCAGUACGGCAAGAAUCUACCGCAUCUGCCAAAUCCCAGAGCCCCGCUACCAAAACAGCUGAAACGCAACGCCCUACCUCUCCUGUUCCAGCAGCGCGGACUGAGACCCCGAAGCUCCCAGCUGCCACGGCGCCAGCCCCCGUCACGUCAAGCGAGAGAUCCGAGGCCAUCGCUUUAAAGCUGUAUCAGGCCAUUGUGGAAACAGACGAACUGGACAAGAUGGAUGCAAAGCAGAUUGGCAGGGUCACUCUUCCUCGUGUGGGCGGCAAUGUAUUUUACAAGUUCAAGUUUUCCGCCUACAAGGGGGUGCCGGAGGCGAUGAGAUAUUACGCUCAGGACCUCGUUCGUCUCAUGAAUGCCGACAAUGCGCUCGCCGCCAAGUGGCGAAUGACCCCGUUCUACGCAACUCUUGCGUCAAUAGACGUGCCACUACUCCCGGACGAAUUACAACACAUAAGACCCGAACAAAUCGAUACUUCUCUGGUUAGGCGCCUCCCGAAAAAUGCUAACGGAGAUCCACCCGCGCCGUCGAACACGGCUCCAACUGCGAAACCCUCGGGCAAAGCGCCCCCUCCGGCCGGUUACCAGAGCGCAUCGGACACCAGUUCGUCCCUAACUAGGCCCCGCCGAGGCCGACUCUCCGGAAAGGUUGCCGGCCUACGCUUGGCGAACCCCAAGAAGCGGCCUCACUCGGACGCGAACAGCCCGGCGUCCAGCGGGAAGGGGACGACAGGUUCCAAGCGCUCACGCAUGGCUGUUAAUGACUUGGAGGAGGAAGAAGACUACGGGGGCAUCGGAGGGGAAGAUGCGGACGGUAUGAACAUAGAGAGCGAGAGCUCCGAAUCUUCCGAGGACAUGGCCGUGUCCGAUGGCGAGCCCGACCAAGUCCCCGCUCGCAUAGUCCUUGAAGUCGAGGACCUCCCGUCCACGAGUCCUAUGGGGCCCAAUGGUACCUGGGUGUGCGAGAACGAAGACUGUGGGCAUGUUAUUCGUUGCGCGGAUGAACCCGAGGGCCAGGAGGCGGUCCGCAUGCAUCUCCAUGAGCAUGAGGAUAGGAGCCGUAAGGUUCGGUUGGCCAUGGCUGAGGGCCGGGCAACCGGUCAUCCAUCUAUUGAUUAUCUAUUAGAAAAGUUGAAGCAGGUCGGCGGACGGGAGCAGGCGAAACGCGAUCCUAAUCGACCACAGGCGAUCCAGAAGAAGCAUGGCCUAUUGUUCUAA